AUGGACACCGCUGUAGCUCAAGUUUUCGACAUCCCCGAGCUGGCUAACGCACUUGCAUCUCACUUGGAGAAGAACGCUCUGGCGACACUCGUCCUCACCUGUCGACAAUUCAAGAUCAUAUUCGAGCCGUGGCUCUAUCGGGACUUGACGUUGUCCUCGGGCAUUGUAAAUGGCGGGUUGCUACUACACUCAACUCGUUCGUUGCGCGCCCUUUCGAGGAACAUCCAACAUAUCCGCAGCCUGACAUGUGGUCCAGAAGAGAUUGGCUAUCUGUUCAACUGUCUCCUUCGCUACCACGUCCAGACCGCCACCGGCGCUACCACAGACAACGCCUUCACCAUCACCUCUGUUGGAUCUUUAUCUUCAUCCUUGCCGCUCUCUCGACGACCACGCUGGGUCCCGCUUCCGGAUGUGCCUCCGCGCACCUGCCAUGUGAUCCCGCUUGCGCCUAUGCAACGCUUGGUCUCCCUCAAGAUAGACCUCAUGUCUUCACGACCCAACGUCAAGAUCCGAUAUCGUAUGCCGACUAGCACGGACGCAGAUAUCACCGUCCGACAGAUCUGCUGGAUCAUACAGCAGUCCCCUCAACUCACAAGCCUUGACAUUGUCCGACUGUCUGUCAAGAGUCACACGGAGAUGCAGCUAUUGGCGGCUACGAUCGGGGGUCUUUCUUACCUGCAAAAGAUCCGACUUUCCAUUCGCACAAUGGAGGAGGUGUGGCAGAGAGGGUUUUCCAAAAUGUUCUUUACGCUGCCACGUUCCGUCAAGACAUGUGAGCUGUUUAGUGUGGAACUGUCUCGUCGAAUGUUCUUCCGUCAUCGAGGCAACUUUUAUCCUGAUCCUGACCAGGAGGAUGAUGCCGAAAGCGAGCUGGAUCCGAAGGACAAGGAAUGGAUAGAGCUGGCCAAAAAGGGUUAUGAGAGGAGGAACCAUUCGGAGCUGGACCACGAGGAGGAUCAGGACGACAUCCAAGAGGUCCGUUGCCGAACCGAAACGCUAUCUCUGCUCAACAAGUUUGUCCCUUGGAAGAUGAACGGUGCUUCUAGCGACGACAUCCUGGCUGUCUUUGACCACUGUCCUAACAUUGAGCAUUUGGAUGUUCCCUGCGUUUCGCAAGUCGGGAACGAGCUAGAGUCCCUCGUGAGGUCGAUCAAGGAAAGAUGUCCACGCAUUCGCACGCUCUCCUCCAAAAGAGGCAACGAUUGUCGCCACCUUUUCUCUUUCAUGGAGACGUUACCACACCAGCAGCUCCAGGAGGUCAAAAUGACCAACUGGAAUCACACCUUCGACAACGCCAUCACAAGACGAGCAUUCGAGUCCCAUUCUACAACACUGCGCAAGGUGGACAUCCACCACGCGUUCGGAAUCGGGAGUAAAGGCGUUCUGGCGAUCCUGGAACUCUGUGGAUCAUUGGAAGUGUUGAUAACGCACCCAGGUCAAUGCGAGAGCCGCAACGUCCUCACCUUAUCGGAUGCCAUCUCAGUUCCUUGGUCCUGCAAGACGAUUCGCCACCUCGAGAUUACAAUCGGUCUUCCUGAGGUCUCCCAAGCUCCUUACUACGCACGAGCGGCGCCAGUGGUUCUGUCGGAGGAGGAGAGACAACAGUUCGCGGACCUGGAGAGAUUCUAUCGACAAAUCGGCAGUCUCACCACGUUGGAGUACUUGGACAUGCGCGCAGUUAGCGUGGAUAUCGAAGGAAAUGCAACAGAAUCGACAGAGAUGAACUCUUGCAAAUGCACCUUCCCUGCCAUGCUAAAUCUCCCCGACUGUGCGACAGGCUGGCCUGGAUACCUUAACCUGCUGGCGGGGUGGGUCAAUCUGAAGGAGCUUCGAGGUUCGGUCCAUGUUACGACUGACGAGACCAAAGUCACAGUCGGCGUUCAGGAGAUUGAGUGGAUCGCGACUCAUUGGCCGUCUCUUGAGUGUGUGGCGUUCUUUACGUGGGAUAGUGACGUCAAGGAUCAACGCUUCAUGCGGCUUCGGGAUGAGCUCCGGCCUGGCCUUUCUUUGUGGCAGUACUAA
Messenger RNA from Linnemannia hyalina, 2022 nucleotides. The record is from the annotation of a GenBank genome assembly. NCBI's taxonomy places the organism in Eukaryota, Fungi, Mortierellomycota, Mortierellomycetes, Mortierellales, Mortierellaceae.